Angiostrongylus costaricensis is the source of this 963-nucleotide messenger RNA. The record is from the annotation of a GenBank genome assembly. Lineage: Eukaryota; Metazoa; Nematoda; Chromadorea; Rhabditida; Metastrongylidae.
AUGUAUACAAUAGCCGGAAAGGAGGUUACGGUAGAAAGGCUUACCAACUGGUAUGACGGAAAGAAGAUAAACUGUGUUCAUAUCGAGUCGUAUGGAAAAGAAGAAUUGCCGAUUAUCGACAGACGCGAAGUCCACAUCGAUGUAUGGUGUAAGUGGUUGUCUGAUGAUAUCCCACUAACCACAGUUGCUGAGAAUUCAGAUCGGCCGGAGUUCUACAAGUCUUCUAUCGAGCAAUACGCAAUCGUUGAUGAGAAAAUCCGUGAGGUGGAGUUGCACUGCUCAGUUGCUGCAUCAAACCCACCUGUGAUUUCUUUCACUUUUUACCGUGGCCCCACUGAAUUGACUGAUUCAACAAAAUACAAUCUAACGACAGAAAAAACUCGUAGUAAAGCUACUCUUAAGGUUUUCAAUGUUGAUGAAAACGAUCUGGGCGAAUACCGUUGUGAGGUCAAUAAUGGGAAAGCGAAAAACUCUUUGAUAAUUCAUCUCAAAGAAACGAGCCCUCCUUCGGAGCCAAGGGUUACAUUGUAUGAUGUGAAAGAAAAUGCUAUAACUUGGAAGAUCGAAGAUAGACAGGAAGAAGGCGAGCUACCGAUAAAAGAAGUAGAAAUCAACUACUUGCGGCAGUCAAUUGUCGACGAGAAACUCGAAGAGAAUGAGGAAGACGUACUCAACAGUGACAGGUUCUGGAACGACUACGGCGUGAAGCAGAAACGACAAAAAAGUAGAUCGGGACUAUACGAGAUUUCUGGACUGCUCAAAGAUGCUGAUUACAUAUUCAAAUUUCGUCGUUUAAGUGAAGCCGGAGAAGGUCCAUCUGUUCUACUCAGAGCAAGAACUAAUAAGGAUAAGUUGCUAGUGCACGACGUCAAAAACUCACGACAAGUUUCAUCCUCAUCAGCUCUAUCUUUCUUCAUUUCGGUCCUCAUGACGCGUCUCAUUCUGUGCAACUGGUUCCUGUGA